UUGGACCUCGCUCGUUUGAGAAGCCGGCCGCCCGCAAAAAUCUUCGAGUUUCACGCGUUCUCGCGGCCUCACGUAUUCCGUAAGCGGGUUGCGUGAUUUCACGACGAAUUCGUAGAUCUGUUGCGGUCAAUCUAAUCAAGAUUCGGGUCCGGAAUGCAUUAGGUGUACUUUUUUCCUCGCGCAUUCGUAACUGGGUGAGUGGAGGAGAUAAAAUAACUAGCUCUUAUAACUUUUUGAUAGACAACGGUGAAAACAUAGCAAUCAACAAAACAAAUAGUAAUAGUGAUAUAUCGGAGAGAAUGGCAUUACCUAGUAGAGCGCGAGUUUACACCGAUGUAAAUUCACAUAAAUCUAGAGAUUACUGGGACUAUGAAUCCUAUGUUGUUAAUUGGGGGCAACAAGACGAUUACCAGUUAGUGAGAAAAUUAGGCAGAGGAAAAUACAGUGAAGUGUUCGAAGCUAUUAAUGUCACAAAUAACGAGAAAUGUGUUGUAAAAAUUUUAAAGCCUGUAAAAAAGAAGAAGAUAAAAAGGGAGAUUAAAAUCUUAGAAAAUCUUAAAGGUGGGACCAACAUAAUUACACUCCAAGCAGUUGUUAAAGAUCCAGUAUCGAGGACACCGGCACUGAUCUUUGAGCACGUCAACAACACAGAUUUCAAGCAAUUAUACCAGACGCUAACAGACUACGACAUAAGAUACUACCUCUACGAGUUAUUAAAAGCAUUGGAUUAUUGUCAUAGUAUGGGAAUAAUGCAUAGGGACGUCAAACCGCACAACGUUAUGAUCGAUCAUGAUAAUCGAAAGUUGCGGUUAAUCGACUGGGGUCUAGCAGAGUUUUAUCAUCCUGGUCAAGAAUACAAUGUACGAGUAGCUUCGCGUUAUUUUAAAGGUCCAGAACUACUCGUAGAUUACCAGAUGUACGAUUAUUCAUUAGAUAUGUGGUCUCUUGGGUGCAUGCUCGCAAGUAUGAUAUUCAGGAAAGAACCGUUUUUUCACGGACACGAUAAUUAUGACCAACUAGUUAGAAUCGCGAAAGUUCUUGGGACAGAAGAACUGUUCGAAUAUCUUGACAAGUAUCACAUCGAAUUGGAUCCACGUUUCAAUGACAUACUAGGCCGACAUUCGCGCAAACGCUGGGAGCGUUUCAUGCAUUCGGAGAACCAACAUUUGGUGUCAGCCGAAAGCCUCGAUUUUCUUGACAAACUUUUGCGCUAUGACCAUUUUGAGAGACUCACUGCUCGCGAAGCCAUGGAACAUCCUUAUUUUUAUCCGAUAGUAAAAGACCAAGGUCGAUUAAACAUGGCAUCAUCGUCACCUACUCCCAUGACAAGUUCGUUACCUGCAGGUAUCGACACCCCGCGCAACCGGCUUGAUCUCAUCACCCCUAAGAAACUGAAGGAGAAACUCAAGAUGACGGAGGAAUGGGCUCUGUAUUCCGAUUUCACGUACGAUAUAGAAUUCGAAAAGUGAUCCUUCCAUUCCACCUCGGCUCGCAAACAUAAGAAGACAUGUACUUCCUACGAUGGUGGACCACUGUUUACGCGAAUGGCAAUUAUAUUUCAAGCGAUACAUAAAGUUCUACGUUUUAGACAUUCCUUAUUCUACAGCUUGGGAAUCACUUAAGAAUAAAAGAAAAGAAAAAAAAAUAAAUACAGAUUUUGCGUCUGAUGUAAUCGAAAUGUAAUCUACCGUGUACGGUUUAAAGUCGUAACAGAAAAUGGAAGAAGACGAUGACGAAGACGAAGACGAAGACGAAGACGAAGACGAAGA
Messenger RNA from Colletes gigas, 1769 nucleotides. RefSeq names its product casein kinase II subunit alpha (gene CkIIalpha). Gene Ontology annotation, biological process: protein phosphorylation. NCBI's taxonomy places the organism in Eukaryota, Metazoa, Arthropoda, Insecta, Hymenoptera, Colletidae. Gene Ontology annotation, molecular function: ATP binding; protein serine/threonine kinase activity. Gene Ontology annotation, cellular component: nucleus; cytosol; protein kinase CK2 complex. The record is from RefSeq and is a predicted model, not a curated record. The coding region runs from base 300 to 1469 and encodes 389 amino acids. The transcript has 8 exons.